ACAUGCUAAAUCCUUUCACUUUCAUUUCUUCAUUAUAGUUCCUUCGUUCUUCCUCUUGAAAAACAGACCAGGCAGAGAUGGCAGCGACCAGUCCUAACAUCUAGAAGGCCACAACCUGGGGUCCAUAGCAUUGGCCUAUUGAGAAUUGAGUUCAAGGAUCUACACAAAUGGAGAAAAAGAAGGUGCGUGUGGAUGGAAUUCCAUCUGAUAUUCCACCUGAACGUGCCAAGGACAAACUCUUCAUCCACUUCCUGAGAGCCCGUAAUGGAGGAGGAGAGAUAGAACAGCUUGAGUUCCUACCCGGCCCUCCUGCAUAUGCCCUCAUUACUUUUGAAGAAAACAAAGUGGCGGAAAGGAUCCUGGAAACCAGAGAUCAUAACUUAACAGUAAACGGAAAGAUUUACGUUCUGGCUGUUAGUGAGGUCUGUGACAAGCUGGAACCAGACAAGAUAUUUGAGAAUUUAUCACUGACUGUCAACUACAAACGACUUCCAGAACACUGUAAAAACAUUAUGAGGAAUUUGAGCACAUCCCAUGCAGAUCUCCAGUGCAGGUUGGAUGAAAACAAGAAAACAUGUAUUGUCAGUGGAGCCUACACAAAGGUUCAAUCCCUAAGUAUGGAAAUCUUGAGCAUGCUGGGCACUGGGGAUAUAAAUACAGAGAGGGAGCCAAAGCAAAUUGAAAGCAAAACUAAGAGUGACCUAGAGAAGAUCAUCUCCUCUGCACCUCUAGAGCUCAGGGAUACAUCACAAACUACAGCUGAAAAAUAUUUUCAAGACUCGCCUUAUUUAGAAGAGGAUCAGAAAUUAUAUUCAGGGGCUGAAGCACCAGAGCAAGGAGAAGAACCUUUAGUGUGGGACACUGACAUCUACAAGUACAUACAAAGAUUGCUCAGGGAGGAAUAUCAACAUAUAUUAAAAAAGCACAACGUUAAGGUAGUGGAUACAAGCUUUGAUGAGAUCACCUCUUUAUACCUCCAGAGUGUAACUGAGGAUGACAGAAAAAGGGGAGACUUAUUUAAUGCUCGCUGUGAGCUUUUGAGUCUCUACCAGGAAUUAGAAUUUAGGCUUCGCAAAGAGCAGAUUGGCAAAAUAUUGUUAAAGCUUGAUAAGGAUUCCAUGAGGGAAGUUUUCCGAGACAUCCACACACAAUGGCCUGGGGUCUUUUGCCAAGAAGAUAAGAAAAACAUCUAUUUUAUUGGAGAUGGGAGUGAUGUUGCACAUGCCAAAAACCAUGUUAUAAAACGUUAUAUGUUUAAAUCUUUACCUGACCUAGAAAUGGAUCUUAAACAGAGUCACCAAAAGAAAGAUGAGUUGGCUGGGUUAAAAACCCAAUCAAAUACAUAUAAAACUCCUCAAUCAGAAGACAGACUAGAAGCAAUAUCUAAUCAGCCUAGCAGCCACACUGCUUCCUCAUUAAGUAGUUACCCCUACAGCCAAUAUAAGGAGCUCCCUCUAAGUAAGAAAAUGCUGCUGCAGGAACCAGAAAAGGGUAAAUACCAAAGACCAGGUCUUCACGUUGACUUACUAAAGAGCCACAAAAAUGGACGUUAUGGGUUUAGGGAGAACGAAAGUCUGCAAACAGAUAAAAACCCUGGAGAAAGAAGCCUUAAGCGGUCGGAUGUUGCCACAACACUGAAAACAAAUGAAACAAAGGAUGUCAGAAAAGCUGGUCCAGUGAAACCUGUCCCACUGCAGUACUCAAGCCUUGUGGACAUGGACUUUUCAACCUCAAAGUUGCUGGAAACUGGAACUAACAAAACUGGAAUCCGUAGAUCCAAUAGCUUCUCACAUUUAUAUUCAAAAGAGAAAUGUGCAUCUGACAAACAGGGCAGCUCACCUCAAACUCUUCCUAAAGCUGAAAUCUAUGUGGAUAACAGACUCUGGACAUAUCUAAAGGAUGCCUACAGAUCUGAUAUUGACCGUCUGUGCAGUGGAAUAAUACUAACUGAAGAAGAAAAGAAAAAGAUUGUUAUCCUGACCUUACAGGCAGAUAGCAGAUCUACUUUGUUCACCGCAAAAGAAAAUAUCCAGUCAUUCUAUGAGAAGAAGAGUAACAGUAUUGUUUAUAAGAAUUUAACCUACUCGGCGCUUCAGGCGAAAGGUCCAGACGACAAAGCACUAGAGGACUUGCGCACUGCAUUUGAGCACUGCUCUGACAAGAUUCGUAUUCAUGCGGACAAAGACAUGGUACAACUCACAUAUCCAGAAGAGAUACAAUCAAAAGCUAUUGAAGUCUACAAUCUGUUUAUAGAAAGCAGAAAUACACCUCCGGCACCUUUAUCUCUAUCUAUGGUCUCUUUGGGAAGUAAUGAACAGAAUUAUGAAUCAAACCUUGGAAUAGGUCAAUUUACAACAAAUUAUACUUUUUCAAACAUUGUUCCCAGAACAGGACUGGAGAGUCAGAAGAACACAUCUCUGGGGGACUUUGACUUAUUUUCACCUAAAAGUAAUGGAAGUGUUCCAUAUUAUAUGACUCAGAAAUCACUUGAAGGCAAUAUUCCAUCAGAUGCACAGAUGCCUUCAUACACAAGAACUCUUCCAGACUGCUCAAAUAUCGGUGGGUUUUUUGAGGAACCAGACCCUUACAAGGUAAAAAGUUCUCUUCCAAGUACAUUUCAGCUGGACAGAGGGAGAACAAUGGAAGACAAAAUGGAACAAAUAUUUGAUGAUUUCAGAACUUCCUUGGUAAUUAAUGAACAGUUCAACUCCGAGGAGCAGGAGAAGGAAAGAGAAGAGCUUAGUAAAAAGGAAGCUGAGAAAGACAACACAACGAAGAAUCUGAUUCAAAAGGAAGACAUAACAUUACAAGAGGAAAAAAGGAUCCCUGCAAACGGACAAGAGUCAAUAAAGAAAGGAAAAGUUUGUGAUUUGUGUAAAGUCAGCAUGACACUUGUUCCAUGUGGCCAUUACCAAUGCAAUAAUUGUGAAUCACCAGUACAGGACAAAUGCCACAUUUGCAGUUCAGCUGUUCCCGCACAGGACAGUUCUGGGCUGAAAGCCACAAUGGUUUAUACUCAAAUGAGCUUGAGCCUGCAAGGGUAUGAGAGAAACCCUACUUUGAAAAUAAUAUAUGAUGUACCUGAUGGAAUACAGGGGGCCGGACAUCCUCACCCAGGAAGCCCAUAUAAAGGGGGGCGAUUUGAAGCAUAUGUUCCUGAUAACCAUGAAGGGAAAAAACUUCUUGUUUUAUUGGAAAAGGCUCUCAGCCAAGGCUUAACAUUCCAAAUAAGGAACUUUGAGUCGUGCGAUAAAGUGACAUGGAAUUAUAUUCCACAUAAAACGUCCCCAGAUGGAGGCAAAGCAAAAAAUGGAUAUCCCGAUUCAUCCUACAUUAAAACCCUGAUGAAACUGUUGCAGUCUUAUGGCAUUGAGUGAACAUCAGUUCCCCAGGGACAGUGGAGAGAUUCCUUAUGUAAGACUUAUAAGAGAUUUGCCUAUGGGCCAAUGGAAAUGUUCUUUAAAAUACAUAUAUAAAUCCUGGUGACUUUGUAUCUUAAAGACCAGCCUUGUUGUACAGAUAUAAAGGAGUGUGACUUUGUAUAUACACACACACACACAAACUCUACACAGUUACACAGGAAAAACUAAUCAAAUCAAUAACCAUGGAUGAUUUUUAAGAUACGAUGAUAAGUUUUCAAAAAAAAAUAAUUAUUUUUCUUUACUUUUUUGGGUAAUUAAUUACAGGCAUGAUAAUAUUAAGCAUUUUUGUGCCCAAGAAGCAAAGCACUUGAAAUCAAUCCGCAUUGAGUGAACGGGAACCGCUGGCCCUGUCAAGUGUGUAUUGCUCAAAUACUUGGAGGAGAUUGCAGUUCACUUUGAAUUGGGGGCGAUUUUUAAAGGGGUAGUUCACCUUCAAACAACUAUUUGUUUUCAGAUAGACGACUUUUUCAAAUUACUUUCUAUUU
Messenger RNA from Xenopus laevis (African clawed frog), 3907 nucleotides. RefSeq lists its product as uncharacterized. Lineage: Eukaryota; Metazoa; Chordata; Amphibia; Anura; Pipidae. Bases 168 to 3377 code for a protein of 1069 amino acids. The record is from RefSeq and is a predicted model, not a curated record. The transcript has 6 exons.